Ricinus communis (castor bean) is the source of this 1416-nucleotide messenger RNA. RefSeq names its product delta(7)-sterol-C5(6)-desaturase. Gene Ontology annotation, biological process: lipid biosynthetic process. The transcript is spliced from 3 exons. The record is from RefSeq and is a predicted model, not a curated record. NCBI's taxonomy places the organism in Eukaryota, Viridiplantae, Streptophyta, Magnoliopsida, Malpighiales, Euphorbiaceae. Gene Ontology annotation, molecular function: oxidoreductase activity; iron ion binding. The coding region runs from base 250 to 1080 and encodes 276 amino acids.
AUGAGGUAAAUGUGUGUUGCAGACAGUCCAAUCGGUCUAUGCACGACAAUGGGGCGUUUAUAAAUAUAAUAUAUUAAUAAUAUAUAUAGUUGAUCUUUUAUAACUUAAUUAUUGCAAUAUAAAUCUCCACUCCAACUCUCGCCCACAAUAUUCUACCUCAAAUCAAACAACUAGAACAGCAACAACACAUUCUCUAUCUCUCUUCCAUUGCCGAGCGAUUUCGCCGGAGAUUCCGAGAAUAGGUUAACGAUGGAGGUGGUGGAGAACAAGCAGUUGCAGUAUUUCUUGGAAGAGACAGCGAUGUAUAACAACAUUGUCUUAGGACAUCUAUUGCCUUCUGGAUGGUGGGCCACGCUUCCCAGGUUCUUGCAGACGUGGCUUCGUAACUACAUUGCUGGAACUCUCCUUUACUUCAUCUCUGGCUUCCUGUGGUGUUUCUACAUUUACUACUUGAAACGCAACGUUUAUCUUCCUAAAGAUGCUAUCCCUACAACAAAAGCCAUGCUCUUGCAAAUAUAUGUUGCUAUGAAGGCUAUGCCAUGGUACUGUGCUCUUCCAUCUCUUUCUGAGUACAUGGUUGAAAAUGGCUGGACUAAGUGUUUCUCAUACAUAUCUGAUGUUGGCUGUUUUGGCUACAUCAUAUAUUUAAUUGCGUAUCUUGUUAUGGUGGAGUUUGGGAUUUACUGGAUGCACAGAGAAUUGCAUGAUAUAAAACCUUUAUACAAGUAUCUUCAUGCAACCCAUCACAUCUAUAACAAGCAGAAUACUCUUUCUCCUUUUGCCGGUUUGGCAUUUCAUCCGCUUGACGGAAUACUCCAAGCAGUCCCACAUGUUAUUGCUCUCUUCAUUGUACCUACACAUUUCAGGACACACAUAGGUCUCUUAUUCCUAGAGGCCAUAUGGACCGCAAACAUUCAUGAUUGCAUACAUGGUAAGCUAUGGCCGGUGAUGGGUGCUGGCUAUCACACCAUCCACCAUACUACAUACCGCCACAAUUAUGGUCAUUAUACCAUAUGGAUGGAUUGGAUGCUAGGAACCCUUCGUGACCCUGAGGAAGAUGCAUUCGAGAAGGUGAAGUGAUAACGCUCUUGCAUGCCUUGACAUAACUGCUCAUACACGGUCAGUUCUUUGUUUGACAGGCUUCCAUUUUGGUUGGAUUGCUUCUGAUAUUGUGUCCUUUUGCAUGUAAAUGUCGUCUUUUUAGAUUUUUAGUGCUAUUGGUUGAAAAAGUUUCGUUUUAGAGAUAAUAUUCUACCUGGGUGCUAGGGAAGCUGUCUGCUUAUAAAACUCGCAGUUAGUCUGAAGCCCCAUGUCCCAUGUACUAAAACCUAAUAAAUUUCUGUUGUACAAGUUGUGAGGCAAUUAUUUUUGUGUGUGGAAUGUACUUUUCAGUUAAUGAAUGUUGUGUUCAUCUUA